AUGUGGCAAGUGCGCGCACCGGAUCAUGACGGUAGCCCGUACAGGGUUGAGGUGUCCGUGAAUGGAACUUCACUCAUUAUGGAAAUUGACACGGGAGCAAGUGUGUCUCUCGUGUCGGAAGAGACCUUUCGCCGCAUAUUUCCGUCGCGUCGUCUGGAACCGUCAAGCGUCAUGCUGAAAAGUUACACCGGUGAGCUGUCCCCGGUGCAAGGCAGCCUGCCUGCGACUGUACGACUGGGAAACCAUGAGUGCCGGGACGUGUUGUACGUCGUCCCAGGGCGCUGCCCGUCCCUUAUGGGGCGUGGCUGGAUAAAAGGCCACAGAAUCGAGCUGCGCAAUAUGAUGGACGUUAAGGCUAUCACGUCGGUUGAGGGACUGGUCGCUGAGUAUGCGAGUGUUUUCGACGACGCCUUGGGAACAUUCAAGGGAGUGUCCGCGAAAAUAACCAUCGAAUACAACCCGAAGCCGCGGUUCUUCAAGGCUCGUCCUGUUCCGUUCGCAAUGAUCGACCGCGUCAACGAGGAACUGAUGCGCAUGGAACGAGUUGGAGUGCUGCGUCCAGUCAAGACUUCGGAAUGGGCUGCGCCUAUCGUGCCUAUCUUGAAGCGAAGUGGCCAGAUUCGGAUAUGUGGCGACUUCAAAGUCACUGUUAAUCCCGUGACAGUGCCUGAAAAAUACCCGUUACCACGCGUCGAAGACCUGUUUAGCCGUCUUAGCGGUGGCGAGAAGUUCAGCAAAUUGGACUUGAAGGAUGCGUAUCUGCAAGUUGAACUGGACGAGGCAUCCCACAAGCUGGUAGAGGCCGUGCUGAAGGCGCCUAGACCCGAAGAUGUCAAGGCAUUACAGAGUUACCUAGGCCUAGUCAACUUCUACCGCAGGUUUCUGCCGGGGCUGUCUAGUGUGUUGCAUCCUUUGAACGAGCUGCUUGUGGCCAAUGUGUCGUGGGAGUGGCGUGAGGACCACGAACGUGCUUUCCAAAGGAGCAAGGAGCUACUUGUUUCAGCAGCAGUGCUGGCGCAUUAUGACCCCAAGAAACCCGUGGUUCUCGUAUGCGAUGCGUCACCGUACGGCGUUGGCGCCGUUCUGGCCCAUAGAGAAGACUCGGGGGCUGAACGACCAAUCGCAUUUGCGUCACGAAGUCUCGCACCAACCGAGCGAAAUUACAGUCAUAUCGACAAGGAGGUUCUUGCGCUCAUGUUUGGCGUAACCAAGUUCCGACAAUACCUCUGGGGACGCGAGUUCGAGGCUAUUACGGACCAUAAACCAUUACUGGGCUUGCUUUCUCCGGACAAGCGCGUACCUGAGAUGUGUUCACCGCGUAUCAUGCGUUGGGCUCUGAUGUUUGGUGCGUAUAACUACAAGCUCACGUACCGGCCGGGAGCAAGCAUUGCCAACGCGGAUGGUUUGAGUCGCCUACCACUACCAGUGUACACUCACCCUGUGGAAAGGCCAGCGGAAGUUUUCAUGCUGGAGGCUGCUUAUCCUCGGGUGCUACGGUCAACUGUAGUCGCGGAAGCUACUUCCAAGGACCCAACCUUAGCGAAGCUACGAGAUGCCUUAUGGUCUGGAGCUCAGCUACGCGAUCCCGAGUUCAGGUUCUACGCAGAUCGAAAAAUUCAGAUGAGCUUGCAAGAAGACUGUAUACUUCUCGGAUCGCGAGUGGUCAUCCCAAGUGCAUUACAGCAAGAAGUGUUGCGACUCCUUCAUGAGGGGCACCCUGGAAUGACCAAGAUGAAGGCUAUCGCCAGGAGUCACGUCUGGUGGUCUUCGUUGGACGAGGACAUUACCGCUGCAGUUCGCCAGUGUCAGGUCUGCCAAGAACACCAGAGGGUUGCGCGGCGGUAG
Rhipicephalus sanguineus (brown dog tick) is the source of this 1845-nucleotide messenger RNA. RefSeq lists its product as uncharacterized. NCBI's taxonomy places the organism in Eukaryota, Metazoa, Arthropoda, Arachnida, Ixodida, Ixodidae. The coding region runs from base 1 to 1845 and encodes 614 amino acids. The transcript is spliced from 2 exons. The record is from RefSeq and is a predicted model, not a curated record.